GCUGUAUAUCAUUGCUAUUAUAUUCUGUUUUAAACUUGUGUAUGCAAAACUGAUACCGCAAAAGUUGGUAAUGGACACUUUACUGUACUCCCCCUAACCUUCUCUAACACGCAAGCAAACGCGCACGCACGCGCGUCAGUGAUGAAUUGUAAUCGCUCACUUUCAUUUUAAAAGGAAAGCAACGGUGAAGAGCACUUAGGCUGCUGCGCACUACCCGCAAUGCACAAGUCACAAUCAGCACAAAAGCUGUGGUGGCUCUAUUUUCCACUUUGAAUAAUUCAAUUUGUAAUAAAAACAAACAAACAAAACAACAACAAAAAACAAACCAAUGACUCCAGGGGGAUUUUUCUUCGUGAUGAUCGGAUUUGGGAGCGAUCCGUCCGGUUGUUCAAUGCUACCAGAUUUCCACUAAACCACCGGGACGCACCUGAGUCUCUCGACCGGGCAACGCGCGCCUCGCCCCCGGUCGAUGCCGACGGUCAUCAUGACCAUGAACGGUGACGGCCGCUCGCUCGCCGCGUCGCCGCUGGACCUGAGCGCCAGCCAGCCGGGGGACACCUCGUCCACAGUGGCGCCGGACUGCGGAGGUUGCCGGAGGGAUCCGGUCCGUUCACCUGCGCUUCCGUCUCACACUUCGGGCACGCUCCCUCCGGCCCCGGGCUCCUCUCGCAAGAGGCCGGCGGACAGAGCUUCGCUCCGGCUUCCUUUUCGUAAACGGCCGAUCACGCUGGAGCCGGAGGAGCGAGCCUUCGGAGAAGCGGAGCGAGCGGAGGGUCUUUCCCGUGUGGGAGAGGCUGACGCGCCGCCCCGGGAGAGGGAACCAAGCCACCUGGAGGGGACCGCGGAGGCUCGGCUGCCCGUUGCUCCGGUAACCCUGAUGCAGGCUGAGGAGGCUCCGCGGAGCACUGACGCCUGUCCGGUCCACAUCGCACCCUCGUUCACUUAUGGUCGCUACCCAGUGUACCGCUACCCAGAGUUGGACCAUCUUGGGUUCCACCCCACACACAACCUGCUGGCUUGCGUCGCGCUGGCUACUCGGCAAGAUGAAGACGGAGACACAGCUCUACAUAUAGCAGUGGUGCAAGGGGAGCUGGCCAUCGUACGCCAAAUCAUCCAUCAGCUCAGUUUCGCAGACAGAAGCCUCGACCUCUACAACAACCUCCGACAGACUCCCCUUCACCUGGCAGUGAUCACCCAGCAAGUAAACAUGGUGGAGGCCCUGCUGAGGGCUGGGUCGGACCCCUCCGCUUUGGACCGCAACGGCCAGACGACUCUGCACCUCUGCUGCGAGUACGACCAUCCAGAGUGUCUGUCCGUGGUUCUCUCAUUGCCCUCGUCGGCCGCCUGCCUGGAAAUGAAAAACUUUCAGGGUUUGAGUCCCCUCCAUCUGGCUGUGCUACGUGAUCACAGAGAUUUGGCCACCAUGCUGCUGGGAGCGGGAGCUGACAUCAACACCAUGGACAUCAAGAGUGGCCAGAGUCCCCUCAUUCUUGCGGUGGAGAGCAACAAUGCAGAGAUGGUCCGCUUCCUCAUUGAGGGUGGCUGCGACGUGAACAGGCCGUCGUACAGCGGCAACACGGCCCUGCACAGCGCCUGCGCCCGGGGCCAGGCGGACGUGGUGCGAGCGCUGCUGAAGAGUGGUGCCGACGGUAGCCUCAAGAACUACCACAACGACACACCCCUCAUGCUGGCCAAGAACAAGAAGGUUCCCCAUCUCCAAGCCACAGUCGUGGUUGUUCUCCCUCGACGAUACCACAUGGCUCCCACCACACCGCCCCCCACUCACCGAGGACUCCACCUUUGCUCACUUUUCCAUUUUACUAGUGAAGAGUCCUCAUGCAUUGACACAGGCAACUACAGUAUGCAGGACCCCAAAUGCUGUGUUUUUCUUCUGCCACAGUAUGCAGUCAAACUGAAUGGUGUAGGCGGUUUUAAAAUGUCUUCUCCCUUGGUCCUAUGAGGAAAAAAAAAACUGAAGGGAAAAUGACCAAGCUUUGAUUCAGGGAUCUUGCAAAUAAAAAAGGGUCGCUGCGUGAAUUUAUAGGAGUAAAAAAGCAACUACAAUGUACAGGGGGUGCACUUUGGGACUGAGUUUAGUUCCUACAGCGGCGACGUAAUGCGCUAAUCUAUCGCUAACCUAUGCGAACGCAGUAAUAAAGUCAGAAUUAUAGGAAAAAUGUGUUCUGAGCUUCUGUGACUAUUUUUCAAAUGUAACUAAAAUUAUAAUCGUGAAAAUUUCCAAAAGCAACUGUAAUUUAAUUCCACAUUUUCUCCCAUUAAUGUAAUGGAUUGUAAUUACAUACAUUUUGUAAUUAAAUUAUGUCAUUUAGUUACAUGUACCGCAUACUCCCCAACUCUGCUCAAAUUAUGGGAUGUUGGCUGGAUGUUGUUGCACAUCUAGCGGCGAUGCACCUCUAGUUUGAUCAUACCCCAAAUUUGGGCUAACAACACAGCGCAAAAAAACACUCGUAACUCGGAAAACUCGUCGGUUGGCACACUCACAAUUCAAUGUACGACUAUAUUCUUAGGACGUCGCACAACCGACUAGUUUUUUGCGGCGUCACGACCUUUAAAUGUCAUGACUACCGUACAGUAAAUAGUUGCAUUACAAACACUUUUAGGCCAUAAAUUAAACAAUCAAAGACAGCGAUUUCUAUUCUUAUCCUGCUGUGAAAACUAAAUUGUUUGAUCGUAACCUCAAAACCGUGUUGAUCCGGACUGUCGAAGACCCCCUGUACUUAAAAAGUGAUGGAAAUUGCAUUAGUUGUGUAUAUUUUUGUUUUUUUGUUUUACAUACACUCACUACUCACAAAACGUUAGGGAUAUUGGGCUUCUGGGUGAAAUUUCAAGAUGAACCUAAAAUAACCCAGGUGAACCUAAUUUGAUGCUUCUCUAAACUUUUGAAUAUCAACUUUUUAAUGUUUCAGUAUUUUUUAUUUUUUUUGCCCAACUUGCUGUUCUCUAUGAGGGAGCUGAAUGACAAGAUUCACAACAGGAGUUUGAUACAUGGAAAUGUUCAAGGACAUCCACCGCUAUGGCUUUCUGUGACUCUUCCAGUCCCACUGUAUUUCUGUUACCCAGUAUCCCUAACUUUUGGUCAGUAGUGUGUGUCUGUGUGUGUGUGUGUGUGUGUGUGUGUGUGCGUGUGUGUGUGUGUGUGUGUUAUUCUGCUUUUGUCAAAAAAGCAAUGAAGAUUUUUUUUUUAAAAACUCAGAUUAACAAAUUUACUUGUGUGCUUUGUUUUUAUUUUUUUAGCCAAUAUACAGUACAGUACAGCAGUGGUUCUCAAACCGGGGUCUCCCCCUGGUAGGCCGCAACCAUUAAAGGUUGGAAAAGUCCCUAUAUACUGACUGUAUAGUGACCAAAUCAUGAUUUAUUUAUAAUGAAUUUGGCAACACUCAUUGUACUUUUGUAAACUAGCUCCUCUCUGUUUGCAGUCAUGUUGUUGGUGGAAAAAGUGCACAUCAACAAGUGAUGAUGGAUACAUUUAAUUCAAUUGAAUUUGAUUUUGUUAAGUUUA
Phycodurus eques (leafy seadragon) is the source of this 3520-nucleotide messenger RNA. RefSeq names its product BCL3 transcription coactivator (gene bcl3). Gene Ontology annotation, molecular function: protein binding. The record is from RefSeq and is a predicted model, not a curated record. The transcript is spliced from 8 exons. NCBI's taxonomy places the organism in Eukaryota, Metazoa, Chordata, Actinopteri, Syngnathiformes, Syngnathidae. The coding region runs from base 470 to 1960 and encodes 496 amino acids.